GAAUUAUUCACGAAUGAUCCACGAAUGAUCCACGAAUGUUCCACCGAAUGUUCCAUCCAAUAGCGACACUGGUAUCAUGAAAGCCAAUCUGCCACCGUCCUAUGGCAUCCCGAUGAGUUAUUCUCCCGUCGAUUCCGUGGAUCCGUGGCCUCUAGAGUUUGAUACCAACUUCAACUGCAGUCUUAGCUGCGUCGGUAGUAAUAUAUGGGCUUCUCCCCGAUUUGCACCAUAUGAAAACAACACAACCUUCCUUCCCCCCAUUAACCCUCCACUAUAUACCAAUCCAGCAUCGCAAAGCAAAGAAUGACAACAGUCGCCCACUUCCUCGCCACCCGUCUCUCCCAACUCAACAUCCACCACCACUUCGUCGUCCCCGGCGACUACACCACCCCCCUCCUCGACUCCCUCCGCCACCACACCGACCUCACCGAAAUCACCUGCACCAAUGAACUCAACUGCGCCUUCGCUGCCGACGGCUACGCCCGGGCCCGUGGCCUCGCUGCCUGUCUCGUGACCUAUGGGGUCGGCGCUCUCUCCGCGUUCACGGGCAUUGCGGGGGCUUAUGCGGAGAAUCUCCCCGUGUUGCUGAUUUCCGGGGCCCCGAAUACGAAUGAUCGUGAGGCGUUGCAUUCGGUCCAUCAUUCGUUGGAUGAUGGGGAUUUGGGGUUUCAGGUGGAUAUGGUGAGGAGGAUUACUUGUGUGGCGGUGGUGGUGCGGCGCGCGGCGGAUGCACCUCGGUUGAUUGAUUGGGCGGUUAAGUCGGCGAGGUUGCAGCGGAAGCCCGCGUAUAUUGAGAUUCCGGUCAAUUUGGCACAUGAGCCGUGUGCGUUGACGGGGCCGCCGUCGGCGGUGUUGGAAAGGCGGAGGAGUGAUGCGUUGGGGUUGGAGGCCGCGGCGAGGAAGGCCGUGGAGGUGUUGAGGUGGCAGGAUACAGUGACCAUGUUGGUGGGCCCGAAGGUGAGGGCGGCGGGGGCGGAGAGUGCCGUGGUGGCGUUGGCGGAGACGUUGGGCUGUGCGGUCACGGUGCAGCCCGCGGCCAAGUCGAUGUUUCCCGAGUCGCAUCCCCAGUUUGCGGGGGUGUAUUGGGGGGAGGCGAGUACGUUGGGGGCGGAGGAGACGGUCGAGUGGUCGGAUGUGGUGGUUUGUGUGGGGACCGUGUUUACGGAUUAUAGUACCGCGGGAUGGACGGCUAUGCCCCCGGUGAUGAAUCGGAUCUCAGUGGGCAUGGAUCAGGUGACGGUGCCGGGGGGAGAGUGGAAUGAUGUGUUGAUGAAGGAUUUUCUCGGCCAGUUGGCGGCCAAGUUGCCGAGUCCGAAAUCGGUGGUGGAGUACAAGCAGCGAGGAAGUGAUCGGAUUGAACCGCUGCGGGCUCAUGGUGGGAGUGCGUUGACCAGGAAAGAGAUCGCACGGCAGAUCGAAAAUAUCCUCACGGCGGAUUCGACUUUGUUUGUGGAUAUUGGUGACUCCUGGUUCGAUGCCAUCCAGAUGGGACUGGCGCGGGGGGCGCGCGUCGAGCUGCAAAUGCAGUGGGCACAUUCAGGCUGGUCGAUCCCGGCCGCAUUUGGCUAUGCGCUCGGUGAUCCGGAUCGAAAGGUGGCGAUUCUCGUCGGUGAUGGGGCAUUUCAAAUGACGGCGCAGGAGGUCAGUCAGAUGACGCGGUAUCAGAUGCCGGUGUCACUGUUUGUGGUCAAUAAUCGGGGGUAUACGGUGGAUGUGGAGAUUGGGGAUGGGAUCGUGAACAAUAUCAAGAACUGGGAUUAUACGAUGUUUUUGGAUGCGCUGAACAGUGAUGAUGGGUAUGGACGCGGGUACAAGGUGACCACGGCGGGGCAAUUGCAGCAGGCAAUUGAGCAGGGGCGGGUCAAUCGACGCGGUCCGACGUUGAUUGAAUGUUCUGUUGAUCGGGCAGAUUGUUCUCGCGAGUUGGUGGUCUGGGGACAUCUUUUGGGGGAAGCGAAUAAGCGACAGCCAGCAGUGUUCUAGGCUCUACCCUAUUCGGUAAGGAUAUGCAGCGGAACAAUACAUGGUGACACAGCAGAUGUUGUGUAGUUAAUAUGGGUUAGUUUAUCGGGAGUCAAUGCGUCUUGCGU
Messenger RNA from Aspergillus ibericus CBS 121593, 2090 nucleotides. Its product is annotated as alpha-keto acid decarboxylase family protein. Gene Ontology annotation, molecular function: carboxy-lyase activity; thiamine pyrophosphate binding; magnesium ion binding. The record is from RefSeq and is a predicted model, not a curated record. The coding region runs from base 304 to 1983 and encodes 559 amino acids. The transcript has a single exon. Lineage: Eukaryota; Fungi; Ascomycota; Eurotiomycetes; Eurotiales; Aspergillaceae.